Molecule: messenger RNA, 628 nt
Organism: Hibiscus syriacus
Lineage: Eukaryota; Viridiplantae; Streptophyta; Magnoliopsida; Malvales; Malvaceae
Exons: 5
Coding region: 98-454 (118 amino acids)
Source: RefSeq, a predicted model, not a curated record
GCGCGUGGAAGCAACCGAAACGAGCGUGGAAUAUACCCUGAAUAGAACCACUAAAUUAGGGUUUUCAUCACAGUGUUAAGUUUGAACGAAACCAAACAUGGCGAGUGAAGAGCUCCUCAAGCCCUUCUACCAGAGAGCUAUCGAGGCCGAGGAACGAUUAUCCAGGCUAGAAGCCGUUCUAGUAGGCAACAAAGAUGCGGCAAAACAGGAACCUUCCCAAUUAAUAACUGAAUUACAGGCGAAGUUAGAAGCUGCAAAUGCUGAGGCACUUUCAGAGCGAGAAAAGGCUAAGCAGUUGGCCAUGGAAAAUGAAAAACACAAAUAUCGGAUUUCACAUCUUGUCCGAGCAGUUAAGGAGGCUGAUCAGAAAUUGGAGUGUAUGAAAGUGUCAGCAGGUCAUGUUUCAGAGGCAACAGAACAGACAUCUUCAAAGUUGGAGGCCAUGAGAUUAUGAGUUUGGUCCUUGAAGAUUGUCAUUCUAGCUGAAACAAAGUCUUAUGCUUUAUCACUAAAGAACGAUAUGCAUUGUUUUCAAACGUUUCUCGUCGACCCGGCAUUCGUAAACAUUUUCCUUGCGACUUUGUAUAAUCAUUUGGUGCAUCAUUACAUCUUGGAGAAACUUUUUCAA